Molecule: messenger RNA, 2199 nt
Organism: Plasmodium malariae
Lineage: Eukaryota; Apicomplexa; Aconoidasida; Haemosporida; Plasmodiidae
Source: the annotation of a RefSeq genome assembly
AUGGAUAAUUGUUUUUCUUCGAAAUUGAAUGUUCGAGGUUAUGGAUUUUUGACAUACUAUAGUGAUAUAUAUUUCCAAAAAAUUAUACAAAAUAUAAAAAAGAAAACUACUGAGGUAAAUAAGAGUGACAAAGAAGCAUUUAGAAAUGUAUGUAGAAAUUUGAGUAAAUAUCUAAUUGAAAAUAAGUCUCCUCCAUCAUAUUAUAGCCGUUUUAAAGAUACAUGGGAAGGGGCAUUAAAAAAGUGGGUACAAUCUUACUAUGAAAAGAUUAAUAUACAUAAAGAAUGUCCUGUUGUUCUGGAAGAAAAUGAUAUGAAAAUUUUAGAAUUAAAAUAUGAUGAAGAAGAUUUUUGUGAAAAAAGAAAUACAUAUCUUAAUGAAAUAAGACAGUUAAAACCUGGAACCAUAAAGACGUGUAAUGAGGAGUAUUUAAAGAAAUGUAACGAAUAUAACAAUUGGAUUAAUGGGAGAAAUAUUUAUUUUCAGGAAAAAGUAAGCCUCAUUAAAGGUUGUUACAGAAAAGAACGAAUUAUGGGCAAAAAAAGAAAAAAACAAGAAUCAUUAUGCAACAUACUCGAAGAAGAAACCUUUAGAACAUCAUUAGAUUGCUUACUCAUUGAUCAAAAUCCAACUUGCAAAAACUUACAAGAAAAAAAAAAGUAAGAUUUACAAGAAGUAGAUCAAAAAACAGUUGAAAAACCAUCUAAAACUGAAACUCCAACGGAACAAGCCGUUCAAAAAUUACAAAAUGGAGAAACUAAUAAUUCACAGAUAUCUCUAACCCCAGAGAAUUUAUCUCAUGAGCAUCAACCUCAAACUCAAUUUCAGUCGGAAACGGAAGCUCCAAAUCUUCAAGAUAAAAGUGAAGAAUCUGAAGCUAUGCAAACUAAUCAAGGUCCAAAAGAAGUAACAAAAACAAGAGCUAAUCAUGAUGAUGCAGUAUUACCAGGACCUAUCUCACCAAAUAUUUCAGAUUCUGCUAUGUCACUAGAAAAUCAAUCUCCUGAAAGUCAUGCAUUAAAAGCUGAAUCCUCAAUUCCUUUCGCACGUUCAGCCAAUUCUGCUAAAACUCCUAAAAUUUCAGGGUUGUUUAAAAAAAAAAAAAAGAUAAAAAAAAGACCUGUGAAAUUUCUAAGAAUAUUAAAUCCUUUACUUUCUUGGAAAAAAAGUGAGUUCAUAGCACAUGAUCAUUUAGAAAACUUAAAAUACGAUAGCGAAAAAACCAUUAAAAAUAUAAUAAUAAUUGAACAUAACAUGAAUAAUAAAGUACACGUGUCAAACCGAAAAAAGGAUAGUUACAAAACCAUCAUAGAAGUACAUAUGGAAGUACUCGAAGAAUACAGAAAUACAAAAUGGGAAUACAAAAAAGGAGAAUUUUUAGAAAUAUGCCUAGAAAUGUUAGCAAAAGAAGAAUAUACAGUAUAUACUAAUUUGACCAAUGACGAACUAAUAAUUGAAGAUGUUAAAACUGUCAGUUACAAAGAAAAACAAAAAAUAAUAUGGAAUAAAUGGAUAGAAAGACAUAGAAAUCUUUCUGAAAAAUUGAAAAAAGUACAUUGUUUUAAUAAUUUAAAAAAUGAUUGGAAAAGGGAACUAGCUAACUUAAAAAAAAGAGAAGAAUUAAAAAAUGAUCCUUCUGAUGAAAUUCAAAAUGUUCCAUUUUCAGAAAAAGAAAAAGAUAUAUGGAGACAGUGGAUAUCGGAGAAGUGUAUAAUUAUUAAGCAAUAUAUUGAACAGGACUUAUUUAACUAUUUAACUGAUGAACUCCAGAUUAUACCAGAUUAUUAUGAUAAUGAAAAAAUUAAAGAUUCUUUGCCAUUAAUUAAUAUAGGAGAAUUAUCGAACAAAGAAGACUGCCAAGAAUUAUAUAAAUAUAUAAAAAAAAAAUUAUUAACAAAACUAUGUAUACUCGUUCUUAUGUCAGUAUUAGAAGAAUGCAAAAAAGAGCAGGACAUUGAAAAUAAUGAAUCACAUUUGGAUAAUAACAUAAUUGAAACUAAGGAAAAAGAAAAUUCAGACAGUAAAAAAGAAUUUAUAGAAAACAUAAGUGAAUUUAAUCGAUAUUUUUUGGAAAAUACGGAAAAUAUUGAUUAUAAAACGGACGAUAUCUUUAAAAAAGAGUUAGAAAAUUGGAUAAUAGAAGAUAAUACAAAUGUAAAUUCUAUGAAAAAGGAGAAUACUGCAGACAAAUACUACUGA